ACAGUGUUGUGCUUGUGCCGUGUUGUUGUGCCAUUCUUGAUGCAGGUUGUACUAGUUUUGGUUCUUGUUUCUUCUGUGUUUGGGAAAACACAUAACAGUAUCCUGCAAUCAUUCACCUUCAAACCUAUCGAAAAGUAUGUAAAAGAUAAGGGUUACCCGAUAGAAAAACAUGAACUAGAGACAGAAGACGGAUACAGGCUCACCUACCAUCGGAUACCCCACGGUAGACAGGGCCCAGGUCUUGGCCAUGGCCAUCCUAUACUGCUGGCCCAUGGGAUACUACAGUCGUCUGCUCUAUAUCUGGCCAUGGAUGAUGGACUUGCCUAUUUGUUGGCGGACGCUGGUUUUGAUGUUUGGUUGAUGAAUGCAAGAGGAAACACAUACUCCAAGGAACACACGACACUUAAUCCAUCGAGUAAGGAGUUUUGGGAUUUCAGUUUCCACGAGAUGGGAGAGAAGGACCUUUCAAUAGCCAUCGUACACAUACUCUCCGUGACACAACGACAGACCCUCAGCUACGUAGGCUUCUCUAUGGGGACCACCAUGUUCUGGGUGUUAGCUGAUAGUUACGGUAAAGAGUACAUGGACCGCAUAGACACUAUGGUGGCCAUAGCACCAAUAGCAAGGCCUAGCGGGAUGAGCAUCCUCCAAAAGCCUGCUAUAUACUCAGCUCUUACAACUGCUCUGCUGACCUACAACACACUGCACUUGUACGAGGUUCGAUCCUACAACAAAGCGGAAGGGCUUUUCUUGAGAGCUUUAUGUACAAAUGACUUGACGACCAAAGCUUGUGGCAAGAUGUUGUCUGGCCUUGUAGGACUGUUUCCUGACUCAAUACACAGGGAGGACACCUACGUAGCCACUCAAUACAUGCCUGCUGGAACGUCAAUCAAGAAUAUUGUACACUUUCUUCAAAUUGGGGAAAAAGCGAGAUUCCAACAGUUUGACUAUGGAGAUGAAGAAAACCUGUUGCACUACAAAAAAUUGUUACCUCCAGCGUAUGAUCUGAGAAAAGUUACAUGUCCAGUCUUCCUCAUUACCAGUGAUGUAGACGAGUUUUCUGUAAAAGAGGAUGUUGAGUGGUUGGCCAAGGAGCUUCCGAAGACACCCAAAAUGCUUUUCCAUGAAGAAGUCAAGGAGUUUCAGCAUCUGGAUUAUUUCUACCAUGAAAAUGUGAAGCAAAUUCUUUAUAAACCUUUGGUACAGUUUUUGGUCGACAGAAUAAACAAGACUUGAAGACGUAAUGCAAAUAUUACUGACCCCGAAUCAUUGCGCGAGUGACGUGUGUUU
This is a messenger RNA of Macrosteles quadrilineatus (aster leafhopper), 1290 nucleotides long. RefSeq names its product lipase 1-like. Gene Ontology annotation, molecular function: hydrolase activity, acting on ester bonds. The record is from RefSeq and is a predicted model, not a curated record. The transcript is spliced from 8 exons. Gene Ontology annotation, biological process: lipid metabolic process. The coding region runs from base 40 to 1236 and encodes 398 amino acids. NCBI's taxonomy places the organism in Eukaryota, Metazoa, Arthropoda, Insecta, Hemiptera, Cicadellidae.